Molecule: messenger RNA, 864 nt
Organism: Cladophialophora psammophila CBS 110553
Lineage: Eukaryota; Fungi; Ascomycota; Eurotiomycetes; Chaetothyriales; Herpotrichiellaceae
Exons: 2
Coding region: 1-864 (287 amino acids)
Biological process (GO): pyridoxine biosynthetic process
Molecular function (GO): FMN binding; pyridoxamine phosphate oxidase activity
Source: RefSeq, a predicted model, not a curated record
AUGCUUCAUCAAGCAGCUCCUCCCAAGCCUCCAAAGGGCAAGCUGAUAUUCGCCCCUGGCCAUCCUGUUUCGGACGCUUCCCACGGGCUCCAACGCGACCAGCCGCCCCGUGCCGCUCAAUUCAGCCACUCCAAGCUCCGCCGUUCGGACCUUUCGCCAGACCCAUUCGUCCAAUUCCACUCCUGGUUCAGCGACCCCUUGCUACAGGCCGCGGUGCCCGAAACCGUGAAUCUAUCCACAGCCUCGUUGCCGAACGGCCGUGUGUCCAGCCGCAUCGUUUACCUGAAGGAGCUCGAUGCGCGCGGCUUCGUCAUAUAUUCGAAUUUCGGCACGUCCCGCAAGUCCAGGGACAUCGCCACGAACAAGAACGCAAGUCUGUGCUUCUGGUGGAAGCCCGUGGAGAGGCAGGUGAGGGUCGAGGGCGUGGUGGAGAGGGUAAGUGCUGAGGAGAGUCAGCUAUAUUUUGAUACGAGGGCUAGGGGUUCGAGGAUUGGGGCGUGGGCUAGCCAGCAGACAAGCGUCUUGGAGCCUCGAUCAUCAACAACAGCAACGACACAGCAGAAAGCAGACGGUGACCCUAAAGCCGCAGCCGAAGCCGGACAGGAGGUGGCUGAGGACGAGGACGAGGACGACGGCCGAGCUGCCCUCGAAGCACGGGUCAGGGAAGUCGAGGCCCGGUUCGAAGGCCAGGAACACAUCCCUGUCCCCCCGUUCUGGGGUGGGCUGAGGAUCAUUCCAGAGACGAUCGAGUUCUGGCAAGGGCGGGAAAGUAGACUCCACGACCGUUUCUUGUAUACACGCAUAGGAGGGGAUCUUGGACAAGGUGGCGAGGCGAAAUGGAAGAUCGAGAGAUUGAGCCCGUGA